UGUGGUGCUAUCAUCAUGGCGGGAUGCAUGAAAAUGAUGAACGGUUUUAUUUCCACAAGUGCUAAAUUAAUGGUUUUCAUGGUGCUGCUGACCUGUUUACCUCAGGCCUUACUCCAGGAAACGGGUAACAAACAUCCAGUGAUUGAUCUCCAGGAUGGAGGGGAAUAUGUCUUGUCAGGGUCCAACAGGUUCUGUUAUAAAAACAAUGUCGUGCCAACCUGGAGGCAAACAUGGACAAGAAUUCAGGUCAAAGUAUGGAGCUCAAACGUAUUUAAGGUGGAAAUUGUGGAAGGUGAGGAGGACCUGCAGGAGCUGGACCGCUUCAGUUUCUGGAGCUGGUUUCAGAGCUUGUUACGUGAGCGGCACAAUGAAACCACUAUUAACAUCAGUCUAUUCAACAAGAAGAAGUGCUUCAAGAUCGAUCCCGCAGACAAAACUCAGUACACCAUCAAGCCCCUUCGUAAGUUCGAUAUCUAUAUGUUUUUGGUAUUCCUCGCUGGAAUGUUGUUGUUCAUCUUCGCAGGUUCACUAAGCAGGAGUCAAGUUUUCUUCUACUCUGCUGGUAUGAGCACCGGCAUGAUCGCCUCUCUAAUCAUCCUCUUUUUCAUUUUGGCCCGUUUUUUGCCAAAGAAAAGUCCCUUUUAUGUGUUGAUUGUUGGUGGCUGGUCAUUUUCUGUUUACGCCAUCCAGCUUGUCUGCAGGAACCUCGGCGUAAUUCUGCGAGAACACUGGCACGUAGCAUUAGGUUAUGUAGCUGUGGUGGGAUUCAUCAGUUUUGCUGUCUGUUACCGCUACGGUCCUCUGGCAGAUGAAAAGAACAUUAACAUCUUGUCCUGGACGCUGCAGCUGUUUGGCCUGCUCCUGAUUUAUUUAGGGGUGCAAAUUCAGCAAGUUGCCUUCGCCAUCAUCGUGGCAGCUUUGUUAUCCAAAAAUCUGGAGUACCCAGUCAUUCUGGUAGUUGUUGCAUGGAGGAAAAUCAGACAGUUUGUUCACUGGAAGCCUGAGCCACGUCGCCUGUUGACUGAGGAGGAGUAUCAGAAGCAGGGAGAGGAAGAGACUCAGCGUGCACUGGAGGAGCUGAGGAAGUACUGUAACAGCCCAGAGUUCAGCCCGUGGAAGGCAGUGUCCAGGCUUCAGUCUCCGAAAAGGUUUGCUGAUUUCAUUGAAGGGUCCCCUCACUUGAUGCCAAAUGAGGUGUCUGUCCACGUGCAGGAAUAUGGCUUUGGAGGAUCUUUUUUUGAGGAUGAAUUGUUUGACACGGAUGACGAGGAAGAUGAUAUGAAGCCGCCUACGAUGAAACCAGAGUGAGAUGGUGCCGCGUUGGCGAUGUACAGAAAUGGUUAUUACUGCCUUUCAGAAAGGUGAGCGGAGACAGUUCUCCGUGGCUCCUGUGCAGAGUGAUCGAGUUAUCACUGUGGAGGCUGGACUAAGAAAAGCCUGGAUUGUCAUAUCAGUCAGAAGAACCACCUCAUGUCCUGGCUUUCAGCAAAAAAUCACUGACAGAAUGAUCAGAUCUGUUAUUAGCAUGAACAAUGGAAAAGUUUCCAAGAAUGUGCACUAGAGCCAGAUCUUUUUUUUUUUUUUUUUUUAGGGGAACAAAGGCUUCUGUUAAAAUUCAAGUUACAAAUACAGUGAGUCUCAGUGAUUGGGACCAGUUGAAGGUCAAAGCAAUUGAACUUUUACUGUGUGGUUAUGCUUUGUGCUGUAUGUAGUUGUGUCUUAGAGAAUAUGUCAGUUUUAAUUUUCAAAACAUGUUGUGUUCACAGCCUUCAGGCUCAAAGUGGGUGCAAUCAACUGCAAUGAGAGCAUCCGUGUGAUCACCCCACCUGUCUGAACAGCAGCAUGAUGGGGUGGUAGUUAUUACUUUAUCUUUCUGCUCAGGAAGGAAAAGUGUAGUCAAGUUUGUAUUUCACUGUUUUCAUUUUAAUGGACUUAAGUGAGUGGUAGUGUCCCAAGUUAUUUUGAAUAAAAAAAACCUACUUGAGCUUUGACGUGCAUACGCAUCAUUGUAUAAGAUUAGGGUGUAACAGAGGCAAGAUGUUAAUGUGUUCAUAGGGCUUGAUUAAUUAUGUGAUGCAUUUGAAACCAAAUGACAGGUUUUAUUUUUCAAUUAGCACUUUAGCCCUUACCAAACCAACAGUAUAGAAGUAGUUAAACAUUGCCUUACUGCUACGCAGUCAUAUCAUCUGUUUUAUAAUAAUACAGAAAUACCACACUGACUAGGGCCAUUCUGCUGCCUAACUUUUUACUUUUGAUACUUUAAAGUAUAAAAGUUUGCAUUACAUGCUGCUAAUACUUCUGCAGUCCUGCUUCGGUAAGACUUUCAGUGCAGUACUUGAUUUUAUUUGGUGGUACUGCUACAUUUACUUAGUAACAGAUCUGAAUGUUUCCACCACAAGAUUUCUUAAUGGAUAUUUGAUAUCUGUAUCUAUGGCUGCAACUAGCGAUUUCCACUUUCUAUUUGUCAUUUAGUCUCUAAAAUGUAAAAACAAAAUGGUGAAAAAAAAAAGCUGUUUUUGUCAAAAUAACAUCCCAACACCAUAAGAUAUUCAGUGUAAGUGGUACAAAACAAACCAGUCCUUACAUUUUAGAAGCUUCAAAUAGAAAAUUUAAGGGUAUAUUUGUUUGAUUGACUCAAUUUAUUAUCAAUCAGUCAAUUUCCUAUCAUUUGACUUGUUAAAUUGUUUCAGCAUUCAGAGCAGA
Molecule: messenger RNA, 2703 nt
Organism: Chelmon rostratus (copperband butterflyfish)
Lineage: Eukaryota; Metazoa; Chordata; Actinopteri; Chaetodontiformes; Chaetodontidae
Product: nuclear envelope integral membrane protein 1-like
Exons: 9
Coding region: 16-1308 (430 amino acids)
Cellular component (GO): nuclear envelope
Source: RefSeq, a predicted model, not a curated record